UCUCAACUCUCUCUCUGCUCUCCUUCCGAGCUAGCUCUUACUAAGUGUCGUUGUCUCACAUAUACUUCACACAAACAAGCAAAGACACACACAACUAUUUCACUCUACAAACUUGUCAUAUCUUUCUUUUCUUUCUUCCUUCCUUUCUUUCCCAUCCUUUUGAAACCCAAAACUAUCAAAUUUCUUCAACCACCCUCAAAUUUCAUUCUCUCAUCUCAAUCAAAAACCAACUCCAAAUUCCUAGCUAUAGAUGGAUAGAUAGAUAGAUAGAUAGAUAGAUAGAGAAGUUUUCACAAAUUUUAUGAUACCAUUUUCUUUGUUUAGUUUAUCAACAAAAACAAACUAGCUAGUAUUAACAAUCAAAGAAGAAGAAGAUUACUAGCUUAGGCAUAUCGUGUUGGUUAGGUUUGGUGUUCUAUAAGAGUAGGAGUAGGAGUAGGAGUGGUGAUGGAACUGUUUCCAGCACAACCUGAUCUAUCACUACAAAUUAGUCCUCCCAGUAGUAAACCAACAUCUAGUUGGAGAAGAACAACAACAAGAGAUGAUGAUGACGAUGAAGAAGAAGAGAUGGAUCUAGGGUUCUGGAGAAGAGCACUGGAUUCUAAUAAUACUGCUUCGACUACUGCUGCAAAAUCUGAUACUUCUUUUGAACUUUCUUUAACAAAUCAUAAUCAUAAUCAUCAUCAUCAUCCAACUAGGGUUUCAACAGAAUCUAACUUUAACAAUCUUCAUAUUAAUCAUCACCAAGGAAAUCUUAUCCAACCUCAUCAUCAACAUCAAAAUCAUCAUUUUCAUCAUCAUAAUCAUAACCAACAAUUCCAACAACAUCAUAAUCAUCAACAAGCUUAUUAUCAACAACAGCAGCAGAGCCAGCAAUCAUUUCAUAAUCACAGUCAUCAUCAUCAUCAUCAGGAACUAGGUUAUUUAAAACCCAUAAGAGGAAUUCCAGUUUAUCAUAAUCCAAAUUCUUCAUUUUCUUUUGUUCAUCAACAACCAUUUGAUACUUCUAACUCUUCUCCUUCAAGUACAACUACUUCAACUUCUUUUCAAUCCCAAAAUCAUCUUAUGAGAUCAAGAUUUUUAACAAGAUUUCCGGCUAAACGAAGUAUGAGAGCUCCUCGAAUGCGAUGGACUACUACUCUUCAUAAUCGAUUCGUUCAUGCUGUUGAGCUCUUAGGUGGUCAUGAAAGGGCUACACCAAAAUCAGUACUUGAACUUAUGGAUGUUAAAGAUCUCACUCUAGCUCAUGUUAAAUCCCAUUUACAGAUGUAUCGAACGGUAAAGACCACCGACAGACCUUCCGCUUCUUCGGGUCAUUCUGAUGGAUUUGAAAAUGGGUCAGCCGGAGAAAUAUCUAACGAUGUCGCGCUUGAUAUUCAGCAUCCUCGUGUAUCUGAACUAUCAGUGCAACAUGGAAGACCAAAUAAUAACAUGAACCAAGAUCAAGAUUAUUGCAGUCUCUGGAGCAAUUCCUCAAGUAGAGAAGCUUGGUUGCAUGGCAAAAGGAGAGAUCAUUUUGGAGGGACUGCACCCCCUUUUGAGAAUGAUAUUGACCCGAAGUGUUUAAGCCAAGAGAGAGUAUCAGAUUUGAACUCAACAGCAAGUCUUUUAGGGACUAGCCCCAAGAAACCUAACUUGGAGUUUACAUUGGGCAGACCCCAUUGAUGAUGAUUUUAAUGAUCAUUAUUAUAUGAUGAUGAUUUUGUCAUGACUUACUGCUACUUACACUUACUACUCAUUUUGAACUCAUUAUAUAAAAUCUAUGAGAAGAUCAGUAUGGUUGAUGUUAUAGGAAUCAGGUACCCACUUCAUCAAAAAUCAGAGAAGAAAAGAAAGAAAGACAAGGAGACAAAAGAGACAGGAAAAGAAAAGGAAAAAAGAAAAGGGUUGAAAGAAAGAAAAGUUGAAGUCAUUCUUCCUCUAGCAAAGCUGUGUAAGACUACCUCGUGAAUUCCAACAUAUUAUAUAAUAAUAUUAUAAUAUUCUCUUAAGGUAAAUAUAAUGAAGAAAAAGAAAAUCUACAUUGAUUUUUAUAUGUUUUUGCUGUUGCAAAGGAAUGAGAAAAAGAAUAGAGGAAAAAGAAAGAAAUCCAGAGAUCAUUAUUCUUCAACUCUUUAAGUUAAAGUGUUUUAUGAGGGAAGAAGAGAUCUUACUUUUGUUUGUUGUAAUGGAGGAUGAAGAACUUUUUUUCCAUUUUGUAAUGGGGCCUUUUUUAAGUUUCCUGUAACAAUUGGAUUUUAUAAAUGUGGGUUUUGGUUCUUUUUU
Molecule: messenger RNA, 2265 nt
Organism: Papaver somniferum (opium poppy)
Lineage: Eukaryota; Viridiplantae; Streptophyta; Magnoliopsida; Ranunculales; Papaveraceae
Product: probable transcription factor KAN2
Exons: 6
Coding region: 448-1665 (405 amino acids)
Biological process (GO): regulation of DNA-templated transcription; abaxial cell fate specification
Cellular component (GO): nucleus
Molecular function (GO): transcription cis-regulatory region binding
Source: RefSeq, a predicted model, not a curated record